AUGAAGUUCACGUGGACGUUGUGCAGUUUGUUGCUGAUCAUCGUAUUCGUUGAUUCCAAUCCAAUAAUAAAAAGAGAAGCCGAUAACGAAAUCAACCCUUUGAACGAAGUAUAUGUAUUCGAAGCUGACGAGGAUCAAGGGGUUGACGAUGAAAGGGCUGACAGAGACAAGAGAAAAAUUGGUGUAGUUAAAUUAGGUGUAACCAAUGGCGUGAUCAACUUCGUUUUUGGUAAAUUAGAUGCAUUCUUAGAUGCAAAAACGAGAGCUUUGACUGUAUUGGAAGAUUCUAACAAAGCUAAAAAUGCAGCUUUUGGUAUAGACAAUACUCAAUCAGCAACAGGUCAAUUUAUUAGCAAUCUAAUAUCUCAGAAGAUUAAAGCUGGUACGGCAAGCAUUGGUCCAGUUAUAAACAGUGCCUCGACAUUUAUUAAUUCUGCUGGAAGUGGAUUGACGAGUGCAUUCGUUUCGAAAUUGGCACCACUCAGUUCUAUUGUCAGUGGUCUUAGUAGUUCAUCAGGAAGUUCGAGUGAUAGCAACUCCGGGGGUGGAUCCAACAACGGUGGUAGUGAUGGUGGUUCUUCUGGAUCAACAGGUUCCCAAUUAUUUGGUACCUUACUCUCAUCGAAAUUAGGAGCUCUUACUAGCUUAAGUGGAAGUAGCUCUGAUAGUAGUGGUGGUUCCGAUUCUUCUUCCAAUGGAGAUGGAAAUAGUUCUGGUGGAUCCGCUGGAGCAUCAGCUGGAAUUAAUCUUGGAGCAUUCGCAAAUCUGGCAGGGAAGGCUGAAACGACUACGACAACGGAGGAAAACAUCCCAAUAUUUGAUAGGCAAAGAGUAUCUUUGGAAAUACCAUCACCGGUAUUUGGUUCGGGAUUUACUUUGGUCACCAACAUAAGUUCGAUUCUCAACAGUGUCAUUCUCAAUUCAGCCCGUCGAACACAGACACUCUUAGAGAUUUUCAAGCCCUUCUUUCGAGGUAUCUUCGCUAUAAAGGGCUUACCAUCGGAUAAUCCAAAAUAA
Polistes canadensis is the source of this 1017-nucleotide messenger RNA. Its product is annotated as P17/29C-like protein DDB_G0287399. The transcript is spliced from 6 exons. The coding region runs from base 1 to 1017 and encodes 338 amino acids. The record is from RefSeq and is a predicted model, not a curated record. Lineage: Eukaryota; Metazoa; Arthropoda; Insecta; Hymenoptera; Vespidae.